AUGAAAUCAUCUCUGUGCGAAGACAAAGAGGAUAUUCUCCGUAUUUCUUCUUUGGUUGUUCUUAUUGUGGGUGGUUUGUUGAAUAUUAUUGUAUUUCUGGGGAUUGUACGAGUUCCAUUGCGUGGUUUGUGCAGAUUUUUUUUUCUUACAGAACCUCUUUCUUGGUGUGUUUAUCAAGUGUUUUUUCUUCUAUCUUUAGGUACCUUUUGUUUCGUCUUGCAACUUGUUCUGUGUGAUUUGAUAUCACUUUUGUGUUAUCCACUGAAAGAGUGGCUUUUGGCGGGAUUCUGCGGUGUUGUGAAUGGAUUGGAAAUUUUGGCGGGAACGGCAACUAUGUAUAUUAUUAUAGCAGUGAAUUUUCAUGCAGUUUCAACGCACAAUCUAGCAGUUUGUCAGCAUUUGAGGGAAUUGAAGCGAAGACAUGACCAUGCUGAACAAACAACGGUUCAUGUCCCAACUGACUGCAAUAAUGACGAAAGCGCGGGAAAUGAAGUAAAAGUUAGGCGUACUCUCACAAUUGACUAUCAAUUGAAUCGCAUGAAAAGAAGAAUUCAAACAAUUUUACCAUCAAUUUCCAUUUGGAUUUUUGCGACAUCAAUGGCACUACCGCAUGUCCUUUACACAGAAAGCCCAAUCAAUUCCUGUUGCUCUCUCAGCCUGCACAUUUCCCAUCUCGAAACUCUCCCAUUUGUCGCGAUGAUUGUCUUUCAACUUGCAAUACCCAUUCUGUGCUUCAUUUGUGGGAUUUUUCUUCUGGGUGUCAAGCUCAUAACUUUUCAAUUAGAUCUCAAGAUGUGCAAAUUGGCAGAAGAUGUCAAGGAGAUUCUUGUAUUUGCCCUUAUUCUCACACUUUCCUUCGUCCUGAUCACCCUCCUUGGUUAUUCUCUGAAAUUCUUGGCAGGAUUGGAAGUUCCAACCUCCACAUAUGCCAAAUUCCUCAACAUUACCCAUUCUUUCAUGCCGACCAUUCGGCCCUUCAUCUACUUGACCACUUUAAAGCACUUGAGAAAAAGUAUUAUGAUGUUCUUCAUUCAAUAAAUAUCUCUCCAACCUCCCACAUUUUAUUUUAUUACAUAUACUUAUAUUGCAAAUUA
Messenger RNA from Phlebotomus papatasi, 1094 nucleotides. RefSeq lists its product as uncharacterized. The record is from RefSeq and is a predicted model, not a curated record. NCBI's taxonomy places the organism in Eukaryota, Metazoa, Arthropoda, Insecta, Diptera, Psychodidae. Bases 1 to 1038 code for a protein of 345 amino acids. The transcript has a single exon.